This is a messenger RNA of Anopheles arabiensis, 2265 nucleotides long. RefSeq lists its product as uncharacterized. The transcript has a single exon. The record is from RefSeq and is a predicted model, not a curated record. NCBI's taxonomy places the organism in Eukaryota, Metazoa, Arthropoda, Insecta, Diptera, Culicidae. Bases 1183 to 2244 code for a protein of 353 amino acids.
AUCUGCAUCAUUCUCAAGCGUUAUCCAGAGCUUUAAAUUUAAAUUUAUUUGUUUGUUACACCAGUUUUAUCCACCUUCGCACCUAUAAUGUGCCACAAAUUCUCGAUUGCACCAAGAUUUAGACUUUAUGGAGGACAUGCAAGGUGUUUUAUACGAUACGAGUUGAAAAAUAUGUUUGUAUUGAUUGUGUGUGUUAAGAUGUUAGCCUGUAGGAACAUGUUUUUAGUUUUCAAAACCCAUUUUUUUAAAGAUGUUUAAAUAGCUAUCUGCCAUAGUUUUACUUCCGAUGCACACCAGUUUUCCCGCUACUCCUGAAGAUAAACACCCCCUAGCUAUCACAUUGCCAUUUUCUUAAUUUAAUGUCCGUUAGAUGUGGCGUCCCUCAAGAUCCUCGCCCGAGCUACAGCAAGACUAACAAAGCCAAGUGGCUUCAAUAUGAUCAAGAACAUGCAGAUAUAUCGUUAGAUUGUUGAAAAACUGGUAUUUGGACAGAUGAGUCCAAAUUAGAACUGAUGUUCAAAAAUAAGUAGACGCGAUCCAACAAACCAAUAUGUAUGAAGGGUACAAUGUGAUAGGAUUUAUAUACGAGAAGUGGGGAGUGUUAGCUCUCGAACUAGUCGCGUAACAAUAAGUAAUCACUUUCUCAUAGGGAUCAAAAAUGUUUAAAACGCCGAGUUUCGCUUUGGGUGGAAACUUUAUUUUCUCGCGGUUUUUUGUACACCUUUAAAAAGUUUCUAACUUGUCUCGUUCGCUGUCGUGAUGCUACUGUUUUAAUCGCGAUGAUGAGGAACCCGAUUCCUAAUCCUUAGGUCAUUCCCCGGCACACUAUGCGAGGGUUGGUGAGGUACCUCUCGCUCUAAUUUUUCUAGUUGUCUCGCUUCCUCACGUCCCGUCACGUCCCUCACCACUGAUCUCCUUCCUACCCCUCGCCUAAGAUCGUCUGACGUUUCGCCUGACACCUUUCGUUGCGUUGGUACUCUGCGGCUGCUGUCACUGUAGAAGUUAGGUUGUGUGUGUAAUAAAACGUAAACAGUGUUGUUGACUGAUCAAGUGUGGUAAGUUUUUUAAUAAUUAGGUUCUUAAUUUUACGUAAAAUUAAGUAAAAUUACGAAAAAUAAUACAAAGUGUUAAACUUUUUUUGCUUAGUACAAGAAAAAAAAGUGGUUAAGUGCAAAGAAGAAGAUGGGGGUCGUGGACCCGGGAGGAAGCAGGACUUUCGGGUCCUACUUCAGUAUAUUGGGAGAACCGCCGAAUAGGAACUCGAGGAAAAAAAGGAAAAUAAGAGGGGAGCGAAUCAACCUCAACUUCGACGAAUCGUCCAGGACUGAAGAGGUAUUUAUGGUGAUUGAAAGUGAUACCAAGGGUAAAAGCCUGGCAAAAUACAAUCCUUUUCUAUUUGCGAAAGCAACCGAGAUGGCGUUGGGAGGAAAGCCAUUGCAAACAACAAUGCUACGGGAUGGUAAAAUUCUUAUGCGCCUAAAAAACCAAACCGAAGCAAAUAAAUUAAAAAAGCUCAACCUUAACCACGGUACUGAUAAUAUCCAAGUGAACAUAUAUGAACAUAAAACUCUAAACAGCACUAAAGGCAUCAUCAGAUGUGACGCUUGCAAGUUUUUAUCGGAAGAAGAACUUUUAGAAGGUCUUCGACCCCAAAAAGUCACCGAUGUUUACAUCAUGAAGCGAAAGGGACAAAAUGGGGAAACAUAUAACACACGUACCGCCAUCAUCACCUUUAAAACUACAGUGCUGCCCAGAAAUAUAGAGAUAGGAUAUUUCACGGAAAGGGUAGAACUUUUUGUACCCAAUCCGAUGAGAUGCAUGACAUGUAUGCGUUUUGGCCACACAAAAAAUAAUUGCUCUAGGGAGAAAAUUUGCGCAAAAUGUGGAGAAAAUUAUCACGCAAUUUGCAAUAACCCACUUAAAUGUAGUGAAUGCGGAGAAAACCAUUCGGCCUUAGACAAAGAGUGUCCGAUAUGGAAGGAUGAAGUGGAAAUUACAAAAAUACAGACAGAGAAACGUAUUACCAUGAGGGAAGCAAGACAAAUUAGACGCGAAACAGUUCCAUUAGUACCACGCAAAUACACAAACGAAAAAUAUUCAACAAUAGUAACAGGAAACACAAACGUAACACAAAAAAGAAAUUUAGAAAUUACAAGCGAAGAAGAUGAAAAUAAUAAAAACUCCAACGGAGAUACUCAGGAAACAAAUAUUAAUAACGAAAUUGAACAAAAAGAAACAGAAUAACUACAAACAAUCGAAAAUCAG